AUGCCGCUGGCAGUCGACCUGUCCAGGAACCAGCUCAGCGGCACGCUGAGCAGCCUUGAAGCCGGGCUGGGCGACGCUCCCCCAUUCCAUCUGCAGCUGCUGAACCUGUCGGGCAACGCCUUCACAGGCACUCUGCCUCCCAGCUGGCUGCGUGAUGAUGCAUGGCCCAUCAUACAUUACAUAGAUGUUUCCAAGAACGAUCUGGAGGGGCCUAUCAACAUCCCUUCCAGACGGGCCAAGCGGCAGUUUUCCUUGUGA
Chlorella variabilis is the source of this 258-nucleotide messenger RNA. RefSeq lists its product as hypothetical. NCBI's taxonomy places the organism in Eukaryota, Viridiplantae, Chlorophyta, Trebouxiophyceae, Chlorellales, Chlorellaceae. Gene Ontology annotation, molecular function: protein binding. The transcript is spliced from 3 exons. Bases 1 to 258 code for a protein of 85 amino acids. The record is from RefSeq and is a predicted model, not a curated record.